GCCUCCGUCCCUCCCUCCAGCGCUCCUUCCCAGCGCCGGUUGUCAGAGCCCCGGGCUGGGCGCUCAUGGAAUCGCCGCGAUGUUCGCUCCCCGGCUCCUGGAUUUCCAGAAGACGAAGUACGCGAGGUUCAUGAACCACCGAGUCCCCGCCCACAAGAGGUACCAGCCCACGGAGUACGAACAUGCGGCCAACUGUGCCACCCAUGCUCUCUGGAUCAUCCCCAGCAUCCUUGGUAGCUCCAACCUCUAUUUCCUGUCGGACGAUGACUGGGAGACCAUCUCGGCCUGGAUCUACGGCCUCGGCCUCUGUGGGCUGUUUGUGGUGUCCACUGUGUUUCACACCAUCUCCUGGAAGAAGAGACAUCUCAGGAUGGUGGAACAUUGCCUGCACAUGUUCGACCGAAUGGUCAUCUACUUCUUCAUAGCGGCCUCCUAUGCGCCCUGGCUGAACCUUCGGGAGCUGGGCCCCUGGGCCUCGCAUAUGCGUUGGCUGGUCUGGAUCAUGGCCUCCGUGGGCACCGUCUACGUCUUCUUCUUCCACGAGCGGUACAAGCUCGUGGAACUGCUCUGCUACAUCGUCAUGGGCUUCUUUCCUGCCCUGGUCAUCCUUUCAAUGCCCAACACCGAGGGCAUCUGGGAGCUGAUGACCGGAGGGGUGUUUUACUGCUUGGGCAUGGUGUUCUUCAAGAGUGACGGCAGGAUCCCCUUUGCCCACGCCAUCUGGCACCUCUUUGUGGCGUUUGGUGCUGGCACCCACUACUAUGCCAUUUGGAGGUACCUCUAUCUGCCCAGCACCCUGCAGACCAAGGUGUCCAAAUGAGGUGGCCCAGACUGCAUGGGGCAGAGCAUCAUGGGAAGUCUUUCUGUGAAUGGUGGCGCAGAGCGCAGUACCCAGGCCCGUCUGCGUGUCCGGGGGCAGAGCUUUUGAUGGGUCUAAGGCUACUUCUGGUUGGUGACAGCCAGAAUGUCUUUGGGGUCCCAGGUGAGAAAGCAAGCAUGUAACCAUAUUUACAGAGGAGAAGUUAACCCUGUAACGUGUUUCUAUUCUAGGCAAGCAUUUCCUAAUACAGCCAACAUUAACAUCUUCAGAAAAGGGGGCAGAUGUUGUCCUGGAAAACGGGGGACCCUGAGCCAGUACGUGCUCCUGAAGGUCCUCAGACAUCUGUUGGGGAGUCAGUGGAUUGUUUGUUCCCCGCUGGCCAGGGCUGCCUCUGCUACAAAAGUCCUGGCUGAAGAAUUGCGCCCUGUUCAGGGGGGUCACCCAGCUUGUAGAUCAGGGAUGGUGAAUAUCUGUGACCACAGCAGACAUUACCAAUCAACUGUAGCAUGGUGCGUUAUCAGAAUUCCUCUCUGGGUGGUGGUCUGGGCAGCCAUUACCUAUCGACUCAGCACUCAUGAUGGCACCUCUUAGCCUUUCCUGCCUGGCGUGCCCUGCGGGAGGGCGUGGCCAGGCCAGUUACGUGUCUCCCAGCGGGGGAGUAUGCUUAUCUCCUGCCCUUGCUCUCCUUUGCCCCUUUUGGGGAAGCCCGUGGAGCGGGUAGUCUGGGGGCAGUAAAGGGAAACUGAGGUGGACAGCCCGAGCAGCCCCGCACCUGGUGCUCUACCAUAGCUGGUUCUCAAUGCAGAGAACCUCAGGGCAGAGAUUUUCUUAUGCUAACAAAUCCAGAGAAAUAAUCAGCCUGUUGUUGGCGGGCGGCGGAUGGAGGGCAAGCAGAUGCCGGAACUUGCUGGCCCACUCCAGGUUUAGGGCUUGUGAUGCUGAUGUUUGGUGAUUCUUGCUUGUUGCCAAUCCACGCCCUGAGAGGGCCUCUGAUGAGCCCAGGGGGACAGCCUUGCUGGUUCCAUAGGGAUCUGGGCAGAGUGUACCAGUGCUGGGGUCUCCCACCUCUGGACCCCCAGCAGCCCAGUGACACGGCAUCCCGGGACCUGUCCUCUGCGUCCUCCAGGGGCUGGGCCAGCCACUCUGUACCUGGCCCGUGGACACUUACUGGGGAGAGGAUCCAGACCCAGCGCCUGAUCCGAAUGGGAAUCCCAGAAUCUCUGGGUCCAACAUCUGUCUCAAGGGAGACGGGCCUCAGUCUGCGACUCCCAGAGUUGGGUGGGCAAAGACAGGAUGCCUUAUGCAUAGUUUUAGUACAUUCCAGGGUAUUUCAGGGUCCUCACAUCUGGAAUCCCAUGUGCUGAAGCUGGUUUUAAAUCAUCCAACACAUUCCUCAGACAGAUGGGUUCUGAGCUGGCAGAUGCUUGGGGGUAAGUUUUUCCUCUUGUGCCUGUGCACGUGCGCGUGCAUGUCUGUGUGUCUGCAUUGGGCCUCCCGGCCUCUGGAAGUGGCCUUCAUCUGGUCUGCUCGCCAUCAGUUGGGGUCAGGGUUGGAGGUUGGGGAGGAGGAGAGGAAGCUUGGGGGAGAGAGGGGCUCGUGUUUGCUCUGGGAAGCCGAUCAGGAAACCUCCCAAAUCAAGACCAUGGGCACCGUGCCAAACUCACCUGAACGUCCUAUCACUGAGGUGCUGAUGGCAGCCACAGCCCUGUUCGAGGACCAGGGCUGGCUGCCUGGGACCUGGGACUCCAGCGGUUGUGUAGCCUCCCCCUUGAUGCCCCACACCUUUUGAGGCGCUGGUUCACCCAUCCAUCCCCCUAUCUCGUUCCUACUCCUUCAAAGCCCUGCUCAGGUGUCAGGAUCGAGGGACUUCUGGCCUUCCUCUGACUUGGGGGCUCCCGCCUGCUUCCCACACCUCCCUGUGCUCACCAGUACCACGGCUCGGAGCUCCUUAAGGGAGGCACAACAUCCUGCUGGACCUGAUAUCAAAUUUGGCAUCUUCUGUUUGUAAGGGCUUGGGCCAGUUCCUUAACUUGUCUGUGCAUCAGUGUCCGCAGCUAUAAGAUGGGUAUGGUAAGGCGGCACCUGCUUGAAGAUUCAGUAGGAUCAUGAAUGUUAAACUUAUAGCCUCGUAUCCUAAGUAGCUCCCCUAGUUGUCCACUUGGGAAGCGACCUGUGAUAGUGAAGAUGACACUCUUCCGGGAGUGUCAGCGGCACUAGUCAGAGGAAUAAAUCACUAAUGGUGGAAUUUCUGACUGUGGACAGGCCGGUGGGGACACUGUUCUGUAGGGCAUUGACUACAUUCCUUCCCCUUGCUCCACUCCAGGAUGUUUCCCAUGAACCCUUUCUCUUCCUCAGCAUUCUUGUGAAAGUGAGUUUCCCAACAUUCCAUGUCACCCAAACUCAGACCCUGGACUUCUUCCAAAAUGCGUCACAAACAGUGCAGGAGAGGAAAAGAUGCUCAGGCCAUUCCCUCCUGCGGGUAACCAUUCUAGUCUGUGCAUUGGACAUGCACCAAAGGGUGGGACACCAGGACACUGGAAAUUUGGAUGCCGGCUCCUUCUCCCUGUCACCCUUGAGGCUGUUAUAUGCCAGGACGACCCAGCAAAGUGGCCGUCAUGCCCCCAGGAUCUGGGGAGGUGGUUGGCAGGCCUCUUGGACAUUCAGGGAGAUUUGGCCAUUCUGAGUUAGGCAGGCACUGCAGGGGUGGGGCGAGGUGGGGAGCUGGUGAGAAGUGAGGAUGAGCGCAGCUUCAGGAGGCUC
Molecule: messenger RNA, 3580 nt
Organism: Suricata suricatta (meerkat)
Lineage: Eukaryota; Metazoa; Chordata; Mammalia; Carnivora; Herpestidae
Gene: MMD2
Product: monocyte to macrophage differentiation associated 2
Exons: 7
Coding region: 80-820 (246 amino acids)
Cellular component (GO): membrane
Molecular function (GO): pore-forming activity
Source: RefSeq, a predicted model, not a curated record